GUAAAGUGAUAGAGCUGCUUUGUAGACACGCACAGCAACUCCAGAAGAACACUCAGUCUCACCUCUCCCCCUCCUUUUGCACCAGUUGCUGUUUCUCGCAAUCACAGUCUCAAUUAAUCGGGGAUUCCUCUGCAACACCCUAAGUUUUUCAUCUUCUCUCUCCUCCGCAAUCUCAAAUGUUCAAAAAGUUCACUUCUGAAGAUGUCUCAGCCCAAAAUCAAGUCAAGGCAUCUGUGCAAAGGAGAAUUCGUCAAAGUAUAGCUGAAGAGUAUCCUGGACUUGAACCGGUUUUGGAAGAUUUGCUGCCAAAGAAGUCACCCCUUGUAGUUGUGAAAUGUCAGAAUCAUUUAAAUCUUGUUGUAGUCAAUAAUGUCCCAUUGUUCUUCAAUAUCCGUGAUGGACCUUAUAUGCCAACUCUACGACUUCUUCAUCAAUAUCCUAAUAUAAUGAAGAAGUUUCAAGUAGAUAGGGGUGCUAUUAAAUUCGUUUUUUCUGGUGCUAAUAUCAUGUGUCCUGGUCUUACAUCACCUGGUGGUGUGCUAGAUGAAGAAGUUGGGAGCGAGAGGCCUGUGGCCAUAAUGGCUGAAGGAAAGCAGCAUGCUCUUGCUAUUGGCUUCACAAAAAUGUCCGCAAAAGAUAUAAAAACUAUCAACAAGGGCAUUGGUGUAGACAACUUGCAUUAUCUCAAUGAUGGCCUAUGGAAGAUGGAGUGCUUAGAUUGAUGGUUUGAAGAGUGGUCAGCAAUUCUAAAAUCCAUGCCUUGCUGUUCGCUUGGGCAUUUACCCUUUUCCCUUGCUUUUACGUUUGAGAGGAUAAAAUUUUCCAUGAUCUUGUUGCGGCAUUUUGUCAUGUGUAGUCCAUUUAAAUAGUUAGCUUCUGUUGCUCAAAUCUGUAUCCUAUCACUAAAUAAUCGAUGAUGAUAAGCAGAUUAAUUUAUUUGUCUCUUUUUUACGGAAUUUGAAACAUCUAUUAAGUGAAUGCUAUAUACCACAGUAUCGGACUUGAUAUUA
Messenger RNA from Chenopodium quinoa (quinoa), 1010 nucleotides. Its product is annotated as malignant T-cell-amplified sequence 1 homolog. Lineage: Eukaryota; Viridiplantae; Streptophyta; Magnoliopsida; Caryophyllales; Amaranthaceae. The transcript has 8 exons. The record is from RefSeq and is a predicted model, not a curated record. Gene Ontology annotation, molecular function: RNA binding. Gene Ontology annotation, biological process: formation of translation preinitiation complex. The coding region runs from base 177 to 722 and encodes 181 amino acids.